This is a messenger RNA of Aureobasidium pullulans EXF-150, 2295 nucleotides long. RefSeq lists its product as uncharacterized. Lineage: Eukaryota; Fungi; Ascomycota; Dothideomycetes; Dothideales; Saccotheciaceae. Gene Ontology annotation, cellular component: nucleus. Gene Ontology annotation, biological process: ribosomal large subunit assembly; rRNA processing. The transcript is spliced from 2 exons. The coding region runs from base 1 to 2295 and encodes 764 amino acids. The record is from RefSeq and is a predicted model, not a curated record. Gene Ontology annotation, molecular function: exonuclease activity; RNA binding.
AUGGCGCAAGUCAAGAUUCUGAAGAGAGCUCAUAACGCUGUUCAGUGUUCGAGUUGCAAACAGCGCUAUGACAUGAUCGAGCCAUUGGACGAACAUCUAGAGACAUCCUCGACGGGACGCCGCAUCUGUCCCAAGACUAGGGCACCAGCUUUGAUUGUUUGUGUCGAUUGUGAACGCGACUUUACCAGCGUUCAACAACACGAACAACAUAUUCAGGACUCUUUCUCGCACAACCCAGGCCUCUCCAAGCCUACUGGCCGAUCUGUGUAUGUUGGUCGAUUGCCAGCUAACGUCACAGAGCGAGGCCUUGUAAACAUCUUGUUCGACGGUUUCAUUGUUGAAACAACUUCGAUGCGCACCCACUGUCCACACUCAGAUAACUUUACCUUCGUCAACUUGACAACACCCGCGGAAGCCUAUCGUGCUACGAGAGAACUUCACAACAAACAUUUCCUUGACCAAAGAGUGACUGUCUAUCUUCAACGCCCUAAGGAACCAAACACUUCUCAGCCUAAAGGCCGUCAAGCGCGCUCCCGCAUCACCAGCAUGAGUCCUUCCAUGUACGGUGUGGGUCCCGGCAAGGAGAACAUCGAAAUGCAGCCUUCCGCCAUGCAGCAACCACCAGGCAAGCCAGUCUAUGUGCAUUCCACCCUCCCGCCAUUCGACCCUCGUCGACCUGCUUUCUCCUUCGUUCCCAGCCCUACUAUCGUCCACAACCAACACUACCCGACCAUCCCUCCCAUCCCGUAUGUCAACUACGGACAACCCCAUCCGAUGCCACAAUUCAUUCAAUCUCAGAUCAACCACAAUCUCGCCAAUCAUCCUCCACCCGGAUUUGUCUCUGGAGGCUUUCUCUCUACAACCCAGCCUCCUGCAACAAACACCUCACAACGUGUCUCACGCCCCCAGCGUGCUCGACGUCAGAAGUUCCCACCCUCCUACGACGGUGCCUCGGAUCCUCGUCCCGACUCAUCGGAAACAGUUGCUAGUAUUGAUACAAAGCUCACCGACAUGUCAGUAUUCACCGAUGGCAGUCGUGACUUCGAUGUUCCUAGCCAGCAGCCUUCUGCCUCUUUAAAUUCAGACUGUCGACCCUCUGUUGACCAGACUUGGCCGACGCUUGUUUCGUCUGACCCUGUGCCUGAAGCUAGGACUUGGACGUCGUUCAGUGAUGAUGAGCUCGAGGAUGCUUACCAGGCUCUUGAGAAGCACUGCCAUGACGCCGAUACCCUUGUUUCAGCUGGCUACAACGUCACCCAUCCUGUCAUGCCUCCCAAGUUCGAGAUCAAGGCCAAAGUCAAGUGUCGAUCCUGUCGCACCUCUCGCCAACGACUCGAUCGUCUGAUUGCAGAGUCUGGCAAGAAGGGCUGUUCAGUCGCCCGUAACGGCAAGCACAACUUCCCUGGCAUCACCCACCUCACUACACGCUACGAAGGCUUUGAACAUCCACCUGAACAUUGUCCAGCCACGUCCAAGCGCAGAGCUAUCGCACUUGAUUGCGAGAUGGCCGGCGGUUGGAAUGGUGAUGGCUUUGUUGAUCAGGUUAUUCAAUUGACCGCCAUCGACUAUCUGACCGGCGAAGUCUUGAUCUCGAGUCUCGUAAAGCCCACUCUUGACAUUCAGCAAUGGCGCACCAACAUCCACGGUGUCAGUCCACGCAUGAUGUUCCAGGCUAUCCAUGAUGGCACGGCCUUGAGUAGCGUCACACAUGCCCGCGAUGUCUUGUUCUCCCUCGUGGACAAAAACACCAUCCUGGUCGGACAUGCCCUGAACUACGACCUCAAUGUCUUGAAAAUCGCCCACAAUCGCUGUGUUGACUCAGAGAUACUCGCAAAGCUGGCCAUCAACCGCAACAGACAAGGCGGUACUGCACUGAAGAAGGUGUGCGAAUCACUCAUGGGCUUGGGCGUGCAGAGGAAGGCGACCCACUCUUGCCUGGAAGACUCCUUCGCAGCCAGGGAGGCCGUCAUCUACAUGAUCUCACAUCCUAAAGUGCUUGCUGAAUGGGCCAAGGCCAAGCAGGUGAUCAUCGACGAAGAAGAUGCCAAGAGAGACGCAGCAAGAAAAGUCAAGGAAGAGGCCAAGGAAGAAGCUAAGAAGAAGGCCGCCGCCGAAGCCGGAGCUCAGCAGGAGGGAGAGGAUGCAAAAGCACCUUCUGUUCUCACUCUGGCGAUGCCAGCAUUAGUCCCUACACCCCUCGACGAGAUCGCAGAUGAACUACAGAUGGAGAGAGGUCCUUCUGCCGGCAAGAAGCGCAAAGGAGGUAUGUGGACUGUGAUCAACAGCGAAGAGUAG